AUGGGAUUCUGGUCAAGGGCACCUCCGGCGUUGACGCAUGAGUACCAAGAAUCGGUCGCGCACCGAGUACGAGAUAUCCUCACAGGCGAGAAUCAUACCUCACACAAGCAUGCGAUCCGAGACAAACAGGCGUUGAAGGCAUUGCAGCGCCCUGAGGCACUGGCGGGAGUUAUUGAGAUCUUGAAGAGUAUGCCGGAUCCGGAUCAAGAAUGCGCCGAGGGGUGGGAGGUUGAUGAGGGUGUGGAGGUUGAAUCUGAGGAUGAGGAGGGAGAUAUUAAGGUCGCUGCUGCUGAGAAGGGGGGGAAGGAGAGGAAGGAGAAGAAUGUGAAGCAUGCUGCCGCUGUCACGACUGCUGCCGCUGUUGCUGUGACAGCAGCAGUCGUCGCUGCUAAGGCAUCAUCCAGUCCAAGUUCAGGAUCUGCAUCUGCAUCAGGAGCAGGGGCGAGCACGACCGCAUUGUCGUCAGCAGCACCGAAGGGGACGACGAUCAUCGCUGCAACGACGAUUGCAGCGGCAGCAGCGACAUCUGCAGUGGCUGCUACAUUGGCCGUGACACUGAGAGGACCCCGUAAGGGCAAAAAGGGCGGUGAUGGGAGGAGUAAGGUUGUGGAGAACGGGGAUAGUUCGGUGACGACGACGACGACCAACACCGUGGUGCGGUUCCAUCCUUCGAAGGAUACCGUUUCUAGCCAAGCGUACUGGUGGGGAUACGAAGUCUUUAUCCCACAAGAAGCCCUCUCCCGAAUCUCAUCCGCCCAAGACGUCUCCUCCGCAUUUCUGGGGUUCUUGGGCUCUGUCGGUCUUGUCGUCCCUGCGAUUGUCCCGUUCUUGGGUUACAUUGCUGCGUAUGUGGGACUUGAGUUUGCGGUGAUCAAGGCACAGAAUGAGGGGAAGGGGGUUAUCUUGGCGAGCACCUGGUUGGUCCCAGUUGCGCUUGUUCCUAGAGCGUGGGAUGUCCCUGAAGAGGAGGGUGUUGAUGGUGCCAGUGGGAGUGCCUAG
This is a messenger RNA of Linnemannia hyalina, 999 nucleotides long. The record is from the annotation of a GenBank genome assembly. Lineage: Eukaryota; Fungi; Mortierellomycota; Mortierellomycetes; Mortierellales; Mortierellaceae.